AUAGUCUAUCUAAUCUAUGAAACUUAUCUUAUCUGUGAACUUAUCUAUGUCCAUUAACAAUAAGCCGAUAAGCAGCCAAAAAGUAAUAGUGACAAAAGCAUUUUAAAAUUUUGUGUAGGAGGUUAUUUUGUUGAAUGAUAAAUUACCUAUUAAUAGAAACAGGAAAAAAAGUUGGAGAAUAAAGAAAAGGGAACUAAAAAGAAUAAUAAAAUAAAAUCAUGACAGCCAAUAAUACAAAAACACCAGUAAUGAUUUUACAAGAAUUAACCGUAAAGAAUAAGUGGCCUCCACCGGAGUAUAAGUUAAUAUUCGCGAAUGGGGGAACCCACGAAAAUUUGUUUAUUUACGAAGUUGAUAUAAGAGGUUUUAUAGCAAAAGGUUCAGGGACGUCAAAGCAAAGGGCUAAACAUCUUACAGCUGUAAAUAUAUUAAAAAUUCUGAAGGAAAACGAACUUUAUGAAGAAAGCGCAGAUACUGUAGUGAUAGUUCCCAAAGAGACUGAAAUACAGCCUACAUCGAGUAGUAUAAUAACUAUGUUAAGAGAAAUUUGUAUUGAAAAUAAAUUGCCAGAUCCAACUUUCAUAGAGUUAUCAGAUGUGGGUCCACCUCACCGAAGAGAGUUUACUUAUGAAUGUAGGCUAUGUUCAUUAACAACUAGAGGUCUUGCUGGAACAAAGAAGCAAGCAAAACAAGUUGCAGCUCAAGAAAUGUUAAAUAAGUUGAAGAGUGCAUUACCAACAAUUGUAGAACAGUGCGGCUCCACAUUUUCAGAUACAAUGGAUUUAAAGGAGCUUGAACAGGACGUCAUCAAUAAAUAUAAAAAGAUAAGGCCAUGUACUAUUCCAAAGCAAAAUGUGGGAAUUAAAAUAGCAGAUUAUGAUUCAGUGUUUGCCAGUUUAAUGAAUGAAAGAGAUGUUGUAUUAGCAGAUUUAAAAAAUACUUUAAAUCAUUGUGUAGCAGAAGAUAACUUAAGUAGUUUUCUUAAAAUAUUAGAACUUGACUAUGGAAUUAAUUUGCUUAAUCCUGCCCCAACUGCUAUUGUUGCUUUGAUAAUCAACAUUGACGUUCCUUUUACAGUUUUUGGCAAAGGAGUCACAGUAGAAGAUGCUUCACAUAAUGCUGUAUGUGCCGUUGUCGACUUUUUAAAAUUAAUAAUACAAUAAGCGGUUAUUAUUUUAAUGAAUUACGUAACUAUUUUAAAUAAUGUAACAGCAGUAAGCAUGAGUGUUGUGAUAUUUUACUUAAUAUUAUCAAAUAUAUGAUAAAAAAUA
Molecule: messenger RNA, 1271 nt
Organism: Agrilus planipennis (emerald ash borer)
Lineage: Eukaryota; Metazoa; Arthropoda; Insecta; Coleoptera; Buprestidae
Gene: R2d2
Product: interferon-inducible double-stranded RNA-dependent protein kinase activator A homolog
Exons: 2
Coding region: 219-1163 (314 amino acids)
Source: RefSeq, a predicted model, not a curated record